Letharia columbiana is the source of this 1557-nucleotide messenger RNA. RefSeq lists its product as uncharacterized. Bases 1 to 1557 code for a protein of 518 amino acids. Gene Ontology annotation, molecular function: GTP binding; GTPase activity; microtubule binding. The record is from RefSeq and is a predicted model, not a curated record. The transcript has 6 exons. Gene Ontology annotation, cellular component: cytoplasm; membrane; microtubule. NCBI's taxonomy places the organism in Eukaryota, Fungi, Ascomycota, Lecanoromycetes, Lecanorales, Parmeliaceae.
AUGAAGAACCAGCGAGCCAACCUCGCAGAUCCAGUACUACUAGAAAAGAUUGACAAGUUCUUUGAGCUUGGAAUCGGAGAAUACGUCGCGCUGCCCCAGUUACUUGUUGUGGGAGAUCAGUCCAGUGGGAAAAGCUCAGUACUUGAAGGACUGACUGGCCUACCCUAUCCGCGGGAUAGCGGACUUUGCACACGGUUCGCGACGCAGAUUACGUUUAGAAGAACUCCAGCAGCGAAGAUCGCGGUCUCAAUUAUUCCAGCUGAGAAUGCGUCGUCUGAAUACGCGGAGAAGCUUCGGUUGUGGCGCAAGGACGACCUCGUCUCACUAGAACUCCAGACUUUCGCAGACAUCCUGAAAGAGGUUCAGGAGCUCAUGGGGCUAGGACAGGCCGACAGUGGCGGCAACAAGAAGACCUUCGCCGAUGACGUUCUUAGGAUAGAAAUAUGCGGGCCUGAUCAGGAGCACUUAAGCGUGAUCGAUGUCCCCGGAAUAUUCAAGAAAUCGACACCAGGAGUGACAACGAAAGCUGAUAUGGUCAUGGUCCGCAACAUGGUUACUACUUACAUGCGAAAUCCUCGCUCUGUUAUCCUCGCGGUCAUCCCGGCUAAUGUGGACAUCGCUACUCAGGAGAUCCUUGAGAUGGCUGAGGAACUGGACGUCAAAGGCGAGCGAACUCUCGGGGUCCUUACCAAGCCAGAUCUCGUCGAUAAGGGUGCGGAGCCUGCAGUCAUCGCCAUCAUCGAGGGGAGGAGUCACACUCUCAACCUCGGGUGGUGUAUCGUGCGCAACCCUGGCCAACAAGCAUUGGCCAAUAGUCUGUCCGAUGCAGCAGCCAACAACCGACAUGCGACAGAGAAGGCGUUUUUUAAGAGCGAACAGCCGUGGUCAGAUGUCUCUAAAGACCGCGUGGGUAUUGAAGCACUCCGAAUUCGCUUGGUCGAGAUACUUGCGGAAAUGAUAAAACGAGAGUUCCCGAGGGUAAAAGCCGAGAUUAGUGCAAAGUUGAAGCUUUGCAAGCACCAGCUAGAUGCGUUGGGCCCCAGUCGAGCAAGCCGCGAUGAGCAGUAUAAAUUUCUUCUCGAACUCGCCACACAAUUUCAAACCAUCACCUCCCUUGCUUUGAAAGCUCAUUACGGAGGGGACGACAUUUUUGACACUACUCCUACGUUGAGGUUAGCCACAGCAAUUGUCAGCCGAAAUGCCACCUUUUCGGACGAUGUAUGGCAGAGAGGGCACGCAAUGGCUUUUCACAAAGACAAAGAUGCGAAGGAAAACAACCCUUCCCAAUCUCCAGCCCCGUUCGGCAGUCCCUCCCCCUUCGCCAGCCAGGUACCAACCACCUUCAGCAGUACCACCGCAAAGAGCACCAAUCCUAUGGCUAAAGCCCCAACGAGCACGCCUCAUGGGUUUGGUCACGACUUUAAGAGUGUCCGGUAUGAGAAAAAUCAUGCUGAAUUAGAGGACAUUAUGCAGGAUGAUAGCCUGAUUCCUCUGCCCAAGGUUCUUUGGCAUCAAGCAAUGGCUGGAGAAUGUGUACAAGAGCUCCCGCGGAUUUGA